Messenger RNA from Diprion similis, 1410 nucleotides. RefSeq lists its product as uncharacterized. The record is from RefSeq and is a predicted model, not a curated record. The transcript has 2 exons. Lineage: Eukaryota; Metazoa; Arthropoda; Insecta; Hymenoptera; Diprionidae. Gene Ontology annotation, biological process: DNA integration. Gene Ontology annotation, molecular function: nucleic acid binding. The coding region runs from base 1 to 1410 and encodes 469 amino acids.
AUGAAAGACACUAAGUUGGCAGCGUAUGCGAAGCGACGGGAAGAGCUGUCGAUCAUCGAAGGCACGAUAAUGAUGAACGAGUGCGUCGUAAUACCGAAAAUACUGCGACAAAAGGUCCUUGAAGUCCUACACAAAGGACACCCGGGCAUUCUACGUAUGAAAGAACUAGCACGACAGUACGUAUACUGGCCCCAACUGACGGACGAGGUGGAACAAUACGUGCGGGCAUGCAACCCAUGCGCUCUCGCUCAAAAAUUACCCGUGAAGGAACCACUGCAGCCGUGGCCUCCCACAUCGCGACCACUCGAGCGUGUCCACAUUGAUUACGCGGGGCCAAUCAACAAUCAGUAUCUGCUCAUCUUCGUGGAUGCGUUCUCGAAGUUUAUAGAAGUGGAGGUCACGAACACGAUCUCGGCCGAGCGGACAGUAGAGUUGUGUCGCGAAUUCGUGUCAAGAUACGGGGCUCCAGAGAUGAUAGUCAGCGAUAACGGCACCCAAUUCACGAGCAGUUUGUUUCGAGGAUUCUGUCAAGAAGUGGGUAUCUCGCACCUAUUCAGCCCUGUGGGACAUCCUCAGUCCAACGGUCAAGCCGAGCGGAUGGUAGACACAGUAAAAAGAGCGAUAAAGAAGGAACCAAACGAGUGGAAGAAACAUCUGCAAGAAUUCUUGUUCAGCUAUCACUAUACGCCGUGUUCCGCCGCACCGGAAGGAAAGCCACCAGCAGAUAUCUUCUUCGGAAGAACAAUAAGAUCACCUUUGUCGGCAUUGUUACCGCCAAAGAUACAGUCUCCAUCGGCGAAAGCGAUAGCACAAGCUAGUGACAUGAAGCAACAAUUCGAUCAACACCAUGGAGCGCAACGACAAAACCUCGUAGUCGGUGACAACGUCAUCGUACAACUGCGGGAGGGGCAGCGUGAGCGGGGACGACUAGAGAAAGUGGCAGCUGCAAAUAAAUCCAAAGUCCGCUUAAGCGAUGGUCGCCUGGUAGAACGACAUAGAAAUCACAUGUGGAGGGGUGGUACGGGACCGGACAUUCAACAUUGUCCUAGAGAUUGGAGCCCGAUUAGAACAACGAAACGAACAGCUAUACCCAUACGCCCAUCGACACCAGAAACAUCGUCAUACAAUUCUGUUGUAUCGAGCCCGACAACCUCCAUCAACGCAGGCUCUGAAACCUUAGAACCUCUGCAGCAAGAGCCGCAUGAUAUGCCUCAAGAUCAUCAUCAACCAGGUGCGCUGAACAUACUCCCCGAACCGCCACAAGACCAUGAUUGGGCUCAGAUCGGAGCUCUGAGAAAGACCGAGGAAGGUAAACCUGACCCCGAGGUCUGCCCCCUGGGAUCUACCGUGGAGAACUCUGGACCGGAUGACGUUACCAAUGAACCUAACGAGUUUGUCAGAAAGUCCUGA